Phycomyces blakesleeanus NRRL 1555(-) is the source of this 2634-nucleotide messenger RNA. RefSeq lists its product as hypothetical. Gene Ontology annotation, molecular function: protein binding. Lineage: Eukaryota; Fungi; Mucoromycota; Mucoromycetes; Mucorales; Phycomycetaceae. Bases 1 to 2634 code for a protein of 877 amino acids. The record is from RefSeq and is a predicted model, not a curated record. The transcript is spliced from 7 exons.
AUGAAUUACUUGAUCUGGGGUGUCUUUCUGGCUGGCUUGACUCUUUUGAGUCUUAUCGAGGCAUCUUACGAUCUGCCACUCGAAUUCGCUGGGUCUAUCAAACGUCGAUCUGGAGCUGCCACUCUUGUCCACGACAAUGUGGUCUACACAUACGGAGGCGAAAUAUACGAUCACCCUUACUCUAACCUUUUUACCUCUGUCUCAUUGUCGGAUUCUGGAGAUAUCAUUUACCAGAAUGUGUCCCAACAGACACCAGGUCCCAUGUGCACUGUGUCCAACAUCAUUCUUCUGCCUGACAACGAGACCAUCAUACUGUUUAUUGGAAGAUACGUUGAAUACAAGUUCCCGGAUACUUUCCAGAUCUACACCUACAACUUAAAUGAUCCUCUUGCAUCCUGGACAAAGCUUGAACCUCCAACUGGUGCAGUCUGGCCACCUGCACGCAAAGAUUAUUCGGUUACAUUAGCACCGAACAACAAGAUCUACAUAUACGGUGGAGCCGACAUGAAUACAAGUGCAAUUCUUAAUGAAAUGUACUCCUUUGACCCAAACACCAAUCUGUUCACCAAUCUCACUCAACCAGAUUUGAUAUAUGUUAACUCUCACACUGCCAUAGCUCUUCCUAAUGGUACGAUUGUUUAUGCUACCGGAAGAAUCGGUAGACUCGCAACAGAAGGAUUAAUACAAGUACCCCCAGACCAAGUAUUGCUCUACGACACAAAUACCGAUACCUGGGAAACUGUACAUACCGGAGGAGCAAGUUUUCUAGCACGUACAAAUGCUGGUGCCUUAUUAGACCCAACUCAAAGAUAUAUCUUUUUAUUUGGAGGAUUGUACACAGAUGAUGUUUACCAAGAGCUAUUAAACGAUUUUUAUGUACUCGACACUAUGACUUGGACCUGGAUUGAACCAAACAUCACAGGAUUCCCACCGGGUCCUCGUAAUCAAGCUUCAAUGGCAUUUGUAGCUGAUGAUCUGCUGAUGAUAUUCUUUGGUCAGGCAAUGACUAUUUCUAGAAACGACUUCAAUAUACUUCGUUUCAAUACUGACAAUAGUAUAUACAGCUGGCUCAAGGACAGUGACGAGCUUGUGUACCCAAACAGAAAAAAAGACAAAAAAGGCAGUAUACUGUCAACCAGCGCAAUAGUUGGCAUCAGUCUGGCUGGUGUGUGUGUAGUUCUUAUGAUUUUCUGUGCCUUUAAGUUUUGGAGCCAAGUAAAGACUUGGCCUCUUCUUGUGUACAAUGGAAUUAUCUGGAGUCCAAGAUUUGGAGAACCUACUUGGACAGAAGGAUUUCGUCUGUCUUCACGGUGUAUUUCUUUAGGUCUAUUGGCAUUUUAUUUUGCGUAUGCAAUUCGGGAAAUAUCUGAUAGUACCAAAGCUACCGUUGUACUCAAGUCUAGCUCUUCAACUAUACAAUCACCAGAUAUCCGGUUCUGUUUUGACGGAUGGAAUAAUAGCGCCGGUGCCAAGUCAAGUGAUCGUCCACAUCUCCUCUGCUCAACCGAUGAAGGUUACGACUGUGUGGAUUUCGUGACCGGUCUCGACAUGUCUGUUCACCAACCAGCUUUCUCGGAUCGAAUUGGCGAUGUAUCCUGCUUCUUAUUUGCACCCCCAAAGCGAUUCAAUCUUGUCGAGGAUGCUGGUCAACAAGGACUAGGAACAACCUUGAUAUUUGCUUUGUAUGGAGAUCCUGGCGUAAAUGGUGCCAUCCACACUACUAUCUAUCCUCCGGGUAUGGACCCUAAUGUGGGCAUCUAUGGUGUAAAGACAACUGAUGUUGGCCAAAAAAUGUCAGACAAACAGGUGAAUGACUGGAUUGUAGCCGAUCUAGACGACAGAUACGCCAUCAAUGUUCACAGUGUGUAUCCCAAAACAGUCUCCACGUUGAGUUACCAGAUACAAGAUCACCAGUACCUCGUAGACAACAAGUGGAACAAGAUUGGUUUCUUACAAGAUUAUGAUCACAUCCCGGAGAUCAGCACAAUCUAUCGCCCUGGUGUGGUCAGUGAUUCUAUCAAGGCGAGAGGAAAAUACCACGUCAGUACACUCCGGGUGUUUCCAAAUGAAUACGUUACCAUGAUAUCGCAAGAAAAAGCAAUGUCUACUGUCUUGAAUAUGAUCGGUUCUUUGGGUGGUGUAAUCAGUCUUAUGGCAGCUGUUCAGCUAGUGCUCUUUGGUUUCCGUCCAACAUCACCCUGGGGAAUAGUGCAACGAUUUGCGUUUGGGUCUUUCAAGACCUCAAUUGACCGAAGCUUACGAAACGAAUUCAAUUAUCCGUACAAGUCUAUUCCGCUUGUUCACAGAAUUUCAAAUCUCCAUACCAGUCCUUCGUCCGAGACAGUCGUGAGUCUCAAUCGGCAAGAUGUCAAUAGUCAGUUGCUAGAAAACGAUACGGUGCCAGAAACAAACUCUGAAAGACGAUUUCAUCAGAUAGAAGAACGCAUGCAAUUGAUGGAAAAGCUUUUACAGGCAUAUUAUGUCGAUAACGAGAUUUUUAAAGAACUGGACAAAGCAAUCCGGCGGGAUGAACCGAGGGGUAGAUCAAUUGAUGAAAUGAUCCCGGACUAUGAAGCACAAACAGGAACACGAAAUAGGUCACACCAGAGACGUUUGUCCGAAUCCAAGUUGUAG